This is a messenger RNA of Plectropomus leopardus (leopard coralgrouper), 4894 nucleotides long. NCBI's taxonomy places the organism in Eukaryota, Metazoa, Chordata, Actinopteri, Perciformes, Serranidae. The record is from RefSeq and is a predicted model, not a curated record.
GCUGGGGAAUGGAACCUGUUGCUCCGCAGUUCCGUGUUGUGCGAUGGACGGCAGUGUCCACCAAGAUUUAACAGUUGGUACUAAGAGAGGAUCUGACGAGCUUUUCUCCAGCGUCUCCAACGGCCCGUAUAUCAUGAGCACCACAGCCAAUGGCAACGACAGUAAGAAGUUUAAAGGUGACAUCAGAGGGCCCGGGGCGCCGUCCAGGGUCAUCCACAUCCGCAAGCUUCCCACCGACAUCACCGAGGCCGAGGUCAUCAGCCUCGGGCUGCCCUUUGGAGACGUCUCCAACCUGCUGAUGCUCAAAGCCAAAAACCAGGCGUUCCUGGAGAUGAACUCGGAGGAGGCGGCUCAGAACAUGGUGGGUUAUUACUCCUCAGUGAUGCCCGUCAUCCGGAACCAUCCGGUCUACGUCGUCCAGUUCUCCAACCACAAGGAGCUCAAGACGGACAACUCCCCCAACCAGGAGAGGGCCCAGGCGGCUCUUCGGGCCCUCACCACGUCUCAUGUGGAUGGCGCCGCGGCGGCUCCGAGCACUGUGCUGAGGGUGGUGGUGGAGAACCUGGUGUACCCGGUCACGCUGGACGCCCUCUGUCAGAUCUUCUCUAAGUUCGGCACGGUGCUGCGGAUCAUCGUCUUCACCAAGAACAGCCAGUUCCAGGCGCUGCUGCAGUAUCCGGACGGAGCGUCCGCCCAGUCCGCCAAACUGUCUCUGGACGGACAGAACAUCUAUAACGGCUGCUGCACUCUGAGGAUCAGCUUCUCCAAACUCAACAGCCUCAACGUCAAAUACAACAACGAGAAGAGCCGAGACUUCACCAGACCGGACCUGCCGAGCGGGGACUGCCAGCCCGCCAUGGAGCACCCCGCCAUGGCCGCCGCCUUCACUCCAGGAAUCAUCUCGCCCGCUCCGUUCGCCGGAGCCACACACGCAUUCCCACCAGCCUUCACCAUGCAGCAGGCAGUGUCCUACCCGAGCCUGGGGAUCCCCCAUCUGCCCGGGUGCCUGUCCUUCUCCGGGGCCACCAGGAUGGCCCUCCCCCCGAUCUCUGCUGGAGUCUCUGUCCUGCUGGUCAGCAACCUCAAUCCCGAGAGAGUUACGCCCCACUGCCUCUUUAUUCUCUUCGGUGUUUACGGCGAUGUGAUGAGAGUGAAGAUCCUGUUCAACAAGAAGGAAAACGCUCUGGUUCAGAUGUCUGACUGUGCACAGGCUCAGCUAGCCACGAGCCACCUGAGUGGCCAGCAGCUGCACGGGAAGCCUCUGCGCAUCACGCAGUCCAAACACACCUGUGUCCAGCUUCCUCGUGAAGGCCACGAGGACCAGGGCCUGACCAAAGACUACAGCAACUCCCCCCUGCACCGCUUCAAGAAGCCCGGCUCCAAAAACUACUCCAACAUCUUCCCACCUUCUGCCACCUUACACCUCUCCAACAUCCCCCCGUCUGUGGUUGAGGACGACCUCAAGAUGCUGUUUUCCUCCUCAGGAGCUGUGGUCAAGGCUUUUAAAUUCUUCCAGAAGGACCACAAGAUGGCUCUGAUCCAGAUGGGCUCAGUGGAGGAGGCCAUUGAGUCCCUCAUCGAGUUCCACAACCACGACCUGGGAGAGAACCACCACCUGCGGGUCUCCUUCUCCAAGUCCUCCAUCUGAGCCUCAAAAGUUCACCAUCUGAAUCGUUGACUCGAUGGUGUCCACUACACUCCGAUCAUUCCAACGCAUGUUUGCAGAAACCACCGUGGAGUCUGGUGUGAUGUUAAAUUAUUUUUUUAAACUUGUUUUUAAGUUCUUUGCCUUCAAAGAGGAUUAGGGCCAGAAAUAUCAGAGUUCUGGUGAAGGUCAGAAUUCUGGAUUUGAUCUCAUAAGUCGGUGAAUAAUCAGUUUGUCGGGAUUUUGUAAAAUAAACCGGAAUUCUCAGAUUAUAGACAGAAUCUGGACUAUAAUUGCGUGUCGUAUAUUUGUGUCUUGAUCGUUUUGAAGUUGCAUUUUAGCCACUCUUGCCUUUUGACUUAAAUCCCAGAAUUAAAGUCCGCCUUCUAAGUUAAUAUCUCCGCAACGCUGACUGACGUUUUUUCAAAUUCCGACUUAAUGAACUCAGAAUUCUUUCUUUUAAAUUCAGGAUGCCAGUUCUCCGCUGUUUUCCUGUGGUCCUAAUCCUCCUCUGUGAAGUCCCCCCUUUGAAGAAACCCUUAUGUCUUUAAAUAAUCCGCUCUGACAGCGUUUGGGAGGUCAUGGAUUUACCUUCAGGCUGUCAGAAAUUAGUUCGGGCCUCACUACAAAAGGUUUAGUUUUGCCUUCAGAUGAUCCCUGUGCCUUAUUGCUGGAGUCAGAAUGACCUGGACUUCGACGUGUAAAAAAAAAAAAAAGAAAAAUCUCCCACCAUGCCUCUGCAAAUUGGCAAAGAGCAGGUUUACAGUUGAUAAAGGUUUACUGUUGAUGUAUUACAGAUAUAUCCAUAUUUUAUGUGUAUUUUAUUGGUGUUGUUUUCUUUAUGUUAGUGUUUUGUACUGCUGGUUACUGUAGCGUCAAACGUGAACGGAUUCUGUUUUAGCGGGUUUGCUGGCCUUUAGUCCUUAGAUGCUCUUUUUUUUUCUAUUCCUCUUUGAUUUCUUUAUUUCCAUGUAUGCAAUCAUGUUUUAUUCAAAUCAAAUAUUGUAGCAAUAUUUUAAUCAUUCCUGAACUUUGUUUGGUUUUGAAUGUCUGUGCAAGCUCGGCGGUUCUCCUGCCGCCGUUACAACCCACAGGCACAUGUUUUGUUUCUGUUGCCUUCUGUCGGGUUUUUGAAUCAGGAUGUUGUCUCGUGUCUGGCGUUGCCUCUCUGAACGGUUUUAUUUAUAAGUUUGUGAUCCACUACAGCUGAAACCAAAAACGGCCUUCUAGAUGCAAACAAAUCCGCCUGCCUCAGGUUCUUGGUUUAAGGACUAAAACACAAAAAGACGGACGAUGGAGAACUGCUUUAGGCUUCGAUGGUGUUUUCCUGUGGGAAUGUUUUUAUUAAUUUCUCGACCGCUUCACUGGAUUCAGCCCACCGGUGCGACUUCGGUCUCUUUUGCAAAACCCGAUGUAACGUGGAGUGCCUUCACCGCAGCGCUGAGUCACACAUCAGGUACCGGUUCCUCUUUAUUCUGAAGGAUUGACAGACGAAGCCCCGCAGUCGUCACAGCUGUACUGAGAACCGGACUGACGCUGCUGCAGGUUUGGUCCAUCUGUGUGUCUUAAUUUUAUUAUGUCGACAUUCCAGCUGCUCGGACGUCCGCCUGACCAAGAUACGCCGUCUGACGGAGCCUCGCCGUCUGACCCGAAAGAGCUGUUGAAGGACUUACAGUCAUGGUGCAUUCAAGACACCUGGCAGGUUUGCUAGACGAGUGUUAGGGGAUGGGGAUCGUUCAUUUUUAAUUGUUAUCGAUACCAUUAUCGAGACUCCUGAAUGAUCUGAAUCUUUAUCGAUACUUUUCUGUUAUUUGGUGAGAGACAGACCCUGUUCUGCUUUCGUUGCAAAUUUUUCACCCACACAACUGUAUUAUAAGUUUCUCUCUGAAAACUAAAUUUUCCUUUUCUUGAUGUUACACUUGAACACAUCAUGAUGGAGUUUUAUUGACCUUUGCCUGACAGUCAUUUUACUGAGCCGGCCUUGAACACAUCACAGUGAAACCUGCGGCCGUGUUUAUUGAUCCACCAGCUCUGAUCAGCUCAUUUCAGAUCAGAUUACUGUUUCCAACUGACAGACUCGCUGCAGGGUUCAGGUGAGCUUCCUGCUGCUGUGGGAGGAGGAGGAGGAGGAGGAGGAGGACGCGGUGGACUGAGCCGCGCCAGCUGACAGUCUUUUGACCCGCAGACGGUUGAAAGUUGUGUUUUUAGUGUUUUAAGGUUUAAUCUGACGCUCAGAGACGACGGUUCAGACAUGAAGGUCGUGGUGAUUUUGCAACAUAAAUUUCGUUUCUCUUCGUUCUUCCUCUUUUGUUUUGGUAAAAUGGAGCCAAACUUUAGGCCUUUUCGCACGUUCAUCCGCAUGCAGCUGACUCCAGAUUUCUUCUUCUCUUGCUUUAAUACCUAUUAAAAACUUUAUUGGACAGUCAAUGCGUGCGGACCAGUGACUGGAUUUAAACGACUCAACUCAACAGGUGACGUACGCUAUCGACCCGCGGGACUCGAUAGAAGUAUCAAUAAGCUCAAACGUUAUUGAUUUUCAGGUUUUGAAAAAAGUGAAACCGGGUUUAAUCCCCAUCCCUAUGAGCGUCCCAGUUCGGACUCCUGACUGUUUCCAGUCGCUCAGAGGAGGUUGGCCUCAGUCUGGACUCGGCUCGAGUCCAUCACACGCCAGGCUGUUUCUGUAACGUGUCCAUGUGGCUGCGGACUGUUGUACGCCGUCAGAGGAACAGUGAACGCCCUGAUGUCGCUGACCACAUGUCCACGGCGGUCUGUUCGUCAGUCUCAGAGAUCAGGCACCGCAGGCGGCCAAUCAGAGCGCAGCAGGAAGUGACGCGGUUCGACUCAUAGAUGCCACUCUGGUGCGUGAACGUUGUCGCGGCUGUAACGUUCACGCACAGAGAGGCUGCGGCUCUCGAACAUGUGACCGACACGCUCUGCUCUGAGUGGAGCUCUUCGCUCCCAGCUGAGGUGGACCAAUGAGAACGCUCGGCUGGAUGGAAGUUCUUGUUGUCAGGACGACAGGAGACGUGACGUCCAGACGCGCGGCGGGACAUGCGGCGGUGAGGGGUGGAGGGGCGGCUGUGGGCUGUUGAACUGUACAUACGUGUUUUCUACCACAGUUGUGUGUCUGCGAGCUGAUUGGUGGUUUUAUAUCUGAUGUAUAUUUUGAUUGGAGGUGAGCGACAGUCUGAGCCUUACACUCUGUCACAAAGACAAAAAACUACAGAUUAAAUCACUUUUUAUCGAAAA